AUGAUCGAGGCAAGGUCAUCUUAUCAGGAGGGAAGUUUGUGGUUCUACGCGCCAAACAAAGGAGCUGCAAUCGCAUUUGCAAUUCUCUUUGCUAUCUCCGGAGCUGUUCAUGGAUACCAAUGCUACAAAUACAAGUCCUGGAAAGUCACCGGACUUCUUCCUUGGUCUGCCCUUCUCUUCACUGCUGGCUUCAUAAUGCGCACACUUGGCGCCUUUGGUCAGUGGGGGAACGUUGGAAUCUUUAUCGCGAGUACAGUGCUACUUCUGGCUGGACCUCCCGUAUAUGAAGGUGCAAACUUCUUCAUCUUGGGCCGCAUGCUAUACUAUAUCCCAUACCACUCACCCAUUCAUCCGGGUCGAGUGUUUACGACAUUUGUCGCCUUGGGAGUUGCGAUCGAGAGCAUUACCGCCAACGGAGCUGCCCGAGUUGCCAGUGCAGAUGCCUCAGAGAGCUCACAGAAUACUGGAAAAGCAUUGCUGAAAGCAGCACUUAUCAUGCAAAUUGCUUUGAUGGCUGGAUUUGUCGCUUUAGCCGGGAGAUUCCACUAUAAUUGCUCCAGAGGUGGAGUGUUGAACGACAAAAUCAAACGGACUCUGAUAGUGCUGUAUUGCAGCUGCACUCUCAUCACGAUUCGCACGAUCUACCGCACAGUCGAGUACUUUACCGCAGCGAGUUUGAAUGCUUAUUCGGAUAUCGAGCAUGUCAGUCCAGUUCUCAAGCAAGAGUGGUUCUUUUGGUUCUUUGAAGCCGUGUUCAUGUAUAGCAACACCACUCUUCUGAACGUGUUCCAUCCCAUGCAAUCACUUCCACGCUCUAACAAUAUAUAUCUUGCCGAGGAUGGGAUCACUGAGAUUGAAGGACCCGGAUAUGAGGAUUCUCGCCAUUGGCUUCAGACGGUUGUGGAUCCAUUCGAUAUCUAUGGGCUGAUCACAAAGCGAGGCAAGAAAGAGAAGUAUUGGAAACAGAAUCCAGCAUCACAGCCUGCAAAGUCUGUGGUUGCAAGCCCGAAUGUUUGA
This is a messenger RNA of Penicillium nucicola, 1017 nucleotides long. RefSeq names its product putative RTA1 domain protein. The transcript is spliced from 4 exons. Gene Ontology annotation, cellular component: membrane. NCBI's taxonomy places the organism in Eukaryota, Fungi, Ascomycota, Eurotiomycetes, Eurotiales, Aspergillaceae. Bases 1 to 1017 code for a protein of 338 amino acids. The record is from RefSeq and is a predicted model, not a curated record.